Messenger RNA from Cynoglossus semilaevis (tongue sole), 4420 nucleotides. RefSeq names its product calpastatin (gene cast). The record is from RefSeq and is a predicted model, not a curated record. Gene Ontology annotation, cellular component: cytoplasm. Gene Ontology annotation, molecular function: calcium-dependent cysteine-type endopeptidase inhibitor activity. Lineage: Eukaryota; Metazoa; Chordata; Actinopteri; Pleuronectiformes; Cynoglossidae.
CUAACAUUAAACAACACAACACUCAGAGGAACUCAAGAGUUUUCUACAAAUGCUGUAAAACCUAUAAAUAAAGUAAAAAUAACAGCCUGAAGUAAUCUAUGUCCGUGUUGAGCUGAUAAUAACCAACGAAGAAGUUAAACCCCUUGUUAAACACACUGACACACAUUGUGAGUGCGCGCGUCUGUAAAACAAUUUGCCCAAACCAAAUAAUAAACUGUGGUCACAAAGCCAAAACUUUUUUCUGCAACAGAAAGGAGGGGCAGGAGAAUUUACCUCCUGGGCACAGAUGAGGAACUCUUUCUAACUCUCUGACUUACUCACCGAAGCGAGAGCAGUUUUAAUCUUCACGGUUUUGAAGACAAGAAAAUAUGCCACAUAGGAAGAGAAGCCACGGGCACCAUAAAGCCAACAAAGACGCGAAGGAGAGAGAGUGGGGAGUGGCACUCACGGUGUUUGGAGAGACAUGACAGCACAGAACUGCUGCUGAGGGCAAACACCAGAAGGAGAAAGAGCGUAGAACGGCUGGCAGGAACAUUUUGGCUGUUUUUUCCUUGGCUCCGGCUUCCUUAUAAUGGCUUAUGCAGCGUAUUGGAUGAGUCUCCAUAAAGGAGCAGCUCAUGGAGACCAAUGUGGCAGCAUGUCUUUGGCUUUCUAUCCCACUGUGGGUUACACCUAUUGUAAGAGAAAGAAACCUCGCCUUGACAGUGACAUUCACCAAGACCUAGACUCGUGUUGGGAAUCGAAAACCACAAAUGAUAAGCAAUCGCAGUCCAGUAAGGCCACACCUGAACCAGCUGCUCAGGUCUCAACUGUAACAUCCUCAGAGGCUGAGCAGAAAUCAUCAUCGAGAUCGGCCAUGGCUACAAAGCCCAGAGUGAGUACAGGAAGUGGUGUCACAGCAGCAGGGAGUGCAGCGGUUGGGCGAGUGGUGAAUCAAGCUCCCACACCCAAACCAGAGACUACACCUGCCUCUGUAAACAAGGCCACAGCCAAAGCAACCUCUGCUGCUACUGGGACAGCAGCAGUCACUGUUGUGAGCAAACCUAAAGGCACAGCCAAGAGCACAUUGGAAACAACAGUCAAGGCAGAUGUGUCUAAAGCUGAAACACAGAGUGUGCCGGAGAAGGAACAACCUAAAGAUACAGAACCAAAGGUGAAGGUGGAAGUUCUUCCCGUUGCAUCUACUGAAUCAAACAAGGCACCUGAAGUGGAUCCAUUUGACGCCUUGGCCAGCAGUCUACCAUCAGUAGACACUUUAGUUCCUGAACAGCCCGUCUACACUGGGCCAGAGGUCGAAGAGCUUAACAUCACCCCUGAGAAAGGUCAGAAAUGUGGAGAGAGGGAAGACACUCUGCCUCCUGGAUACAGAUUUACUGAUGUGCCUAAAGUUCCAGCAGAUGAAAAACCUAAGGAUGUUCCUAAACCAUUGAGCACAACUGACGCCCUGGAAGCUCUAUCAGCAGGAUUUAUGACAACUGAUUCAGCAGCUGCCAAGAAACCAGAGACUGACAUUACAGACGGUGUCUCUGCUUCCUCUGCUGCACCUGCUAACUUUGCCCCACCUCCUGUCAAGAAAUCAGUUCCUCCCGUGAGUGCAGACUGCUCUUCCUGCGGAGAAAAAGGCCAAGAUGGAAACAGACCCUGUCCCUCAGAAGGCUGGUGUGGUCCUAAAUCAAACACAGAGGUAAAGUGCGAUGAGGACAUGUCCAUGUCUCUGGAUGCUCUCAGUGCUCUGGGGGACACUUUGGCUGCAGAUGAACCCAAACCUAAACAACCAGAAUUGAAACCAGAGGACAUUGUUUCGGAGGGAAAACUGAAAGAAGAGGAGGGGGUUCGUGUAGGAGAGAGGGAGGACACACUUCCUCCAGAAUACAGGUUUGAUAAGGAGAAACUGGAGAAGCUGCCUGCUCCUAAACCAGAGCCUCCUAUGAACACGGGUGAUGCUCUGGAUAUUUUAUCUGGAGACUUUGCGAGCUCCUCUGCAGCUCCUACUGUCCAGGCUCCUGUGAAACUGAAAGAAGAGGAGGGGGUUCGUGUAGGAGAGAGGGAGGACACACUUCCUCCAGAAUACAGGUUUGAUAAGGAGAAACUGGAGAAGCUGCCUGCUCCUAAACCAGAGCCUCCUAUGAACACGGGUGAUGCUCUGGAUAUUUUAUCUGGAGACUUUGUGAGCUCCUCUGCAGCUCCUACUGUCCAGGCUCCUGUGGUACAGCCCCCAGCUCUUCCUGAACAGGAAAAGGUUCCUCCCAUCGCUGUAUGCCCUGCUCCUCCCAUCGCUGUGUGCCCUCCUCAUCCCAUCUGUUAUUUUCCUGCUCCGACUCCUCUUCCCACUUGUCCUGUUGAGGAACCAGUUCUAAAGACAUCUGAUGACUUUUCUCUGGAGGAUGUUCUAUCAUCCACUGCUCAGAAAGUUGAAUUUUCAGCCCCCCCUGCUGAUAAGAAAGACAUCACAGAUUCCAAACCAAAGGUAGAUGGGGCUGACAUGUCUCUGGAUGCUCUCAGUGCUCUUGGGGAUACUUUGCCCACAGAUUUGCCAAAACCUGAACUCCCCAAACUCAGACCUGAGGACAUUGUGUCUGAAAACAAACUGAAAGAAGAGGAGGGGGUUCGUGUAGGAGAGAGGGAGGACACACUUCCUCCAGAAUACAGGUUUGAUAAGGAGAAACUGGAGAAGCUGCCUGCUCCUAAACCAGAGCCCAAGAUGGACACAGUCGAAGCUCUGGACAUUCUGUCUGGAGACUUUGUGAGCCCCUCUGCAGCUCCUACUGUCCAGGCUCCUGUGGACAAAGCCUCAGCUUCUACACAGGCCUGCACCGCAGCUGAAAAGGUGAAAGCUCCUCUGGUCACCCCUGUACGUCUUCCAGCAGAGACUCCUGCAGAUUCUGCUCUGGAUGUCUUAGCAGGAGACUUUGUAGCUUCUACUGCAGCUCCGACUGUGAAGUCUGCUGUCUGUGCUCCCAGUGAAACAGAUCAACAGCUGGCAGCAGGAGCUGACAGCGCUCUGGACGCUUUGUCUGACACGUUGAUGGACAUCACACCUGCUCCUCAUCAGCCACCAGCAGUCCCUCCUAAAGAUGUCGUCAAGGAGAAGGAUAUCAUGGAGGAGAAGUUGAUAAAGAUGGGCGAGAGAGAUGACACACUUCCUCCAGAGUACCGGCCCACUGAAGAAGACCUGAAGAAAUUGGAGGAAGAUAAGACAAAAGAGCCCAAAACACCAACGAAUACCAUGGAUGACAACAAAGCCCUGGACUUGCUGUCCAGUGAUUUUUCUGCUGCUCUUCCGCCCUCAGCUGCACCAGUCACUGCAGCUGCAGACACUGUAAAGCUGGAGCCUCCUGUACUGGACUCAGAGCCACUGAAGCCAAUGGCUGCUCCAGUUCUGGACUCCCUGGCUGAAACACUUCUCCCAGCAGCCCUAGAGUCAAAGCCAAAAGCAGAGAAACCAAAGGGCACCAGAAAGUCAAAGUCAAAGUCUAAAAAGCAGCAGAGAGAGGAGCCGCCGUCUGCCACUGAUGAGCUAUCAUCUCAGCUAGUCUCAGACAUUGUGCCAAAGUCUGCAACAAGCUAGACCACUGAAGUGAGGUUGUCACUGCAGUUUGUACUUGAGGCCACAGGAGAGCACCAGCGAGAGAGCUGCACUCUGGAUAAUGAUUCGGUUUUUCUAAAUAGCUGAGAACGUGUACUGGACUUAAACCUGCCCCAGCACUCCACCUGCUUACAUUACACACAGAUACAAACACACGCCUCGUCCGUGUCAGGACUUUUUCACUGGCCAUUUUUUAUUUUGACUUCCUGACCACAAUCGUAUUUGUAACUAAAACCAAACCCUAAUCCCUAAGUCUAACUUCAAAUUUCUUUCAUAAAUACAGUCUUUACACUAACUAAUAACUCUGAAGGUUUCAGUAGGACCAGGUUUUGGUCUCCACUGGGACAAGUGGCCCCAAAACGUUUGUUUAUAGCUGUGUUGAUUCUCGCACACGUCAAUUCACAGACACCUUUCUUUCUCAUAUAUUCAAGGAUACGGAGUUUUUGGUUUAUGAUUUGAAUGUUUUGAAAUUGUAUUGAUAUUAGAACAGUGAUGAGACAAAGAAGAAAACUACAGGUAUGGAGAGAGAGAGUGAAAUGGCAAACUGUCUGUACCUACGCAGGGAUAUUCUAGUCCUGAUGUCCACUCAAAGCACUUUACACUACAGGUUGGCUCGUCUCUGGGGCAACCUGUAAACUACCAAGCCUGGAAUUUAUCCCACAACCCUCCAGUUGUAUGACAGCUGCACUGCCUGCUGAUCCACAGCCACUGCCUGAUUUAAUAUUAAAAUGUUCGUGGUGUCGUUCAUCAAGAAUCCCAUGAACAAAAAUCUGUGGUUAGCAAAUUUUAAAAAAAAGUAGAUGCUUAACAAAGAUUGAAUUUGAAAAACAAAAU